This is a messenger RNA of Electrophorus electricus (electric eel), 4548 nucleotides long. It is a transcript of the gene otud4, whose product is annotated as OTU deubiquitinase 4. The record is from RefSeq and is a predicted model, not a curated record. Gene Ontology annotation, biological process: negative regulation of toll-like receptor signaling pathway; protein deubiquitination; negative regulation of interleukin-1-mediated signaling pathway. Gene Ontology annotation, molecular function: K63-linked deubiquitinase activity; cysteine-type deubiquitinase activity. Lineage: Eukaryota; Metazoa; Chordata; Actinopteri; Gymnotiformes; Gymnotidae.
UUGAUAACUUUGCCACAGAUGCAACUUGGGGCUUGUAGUUAUGUCUUCGGCUUCCGGAGUUUCUCGUCCGACCGUAACAUGGACUAACUACAUGUCCCAGUAACCACAGCAGCGCUUCAGCCUCCUGUCAAACACGAAUCGAAAGCGCAGAUCAGCUAGUUUUGUUUCUAACUCUGGGAAGUGGGGUUUAGUAUUAGGGGUGUUGCAGACUGUGUGCCAGCGCUGUUGGCUGCUGUUCGUUUCAUUGUCAAGAGUUUGUUUGCGGUUGCGCGACUUUCGGUCACUCUUAAACUGGGAUGGAUGAAACUUUCAGUAACUAGACGCGCUUCUCCGAAAAUGAAAGCGAGUGUUGGGAUGCUCGGCUAAUUUUCCUCAGCCGUCCGUCCGUGUGGCUCUGUCUCCCUGUUCGACCUUGUGAGCCUCUGGGCCAGAAUGUAGUUUUAACAAACCCCCGCCCCUGUCAUCUUAAAACCGUGUAAAGGUUGUUGGCGAAGCCAGCCGAGCAUGGAAGCUCACGAAGGAAACAUGCAGGCAAACGACGACAAAGGGCUGGAGAAACUUAUGGAUGAGUACCUCAGGACGUGCGGGUUCUUCAGAAGAAAGAUAGCCAAGGAUGGCUCUUGUUUGUUCAGAGCAGUUGCCGAGCAGGUGCUGCACUGCCAGGGCCUGCACAUGAAGGUCCGGGCCGAGUGCGUGAAAUACCUCCGGCAGGAGAGGAACUUGUAUGAGUCGUUCGUUGAAGGGGACUUUGAGGAAUACUUGCAAAGGCUUCAAGACCCUCAGAGCUGGGUUGGACAGGUGGAGAUAACCGCUUUAUCUGUCCUUUAUAAUCGUGAUUUCAUCAUCUACCAGCAGCCUGGGGAGCCCCCAGUGAACAUCACGGAGAAUGGCUACCCUGAUAAGGUGCGACUCUGCUUCCUUAAUGGGAACCAUUAUGACAGUGUUUACCCACUAUCUUACACCACAAAUGCUGCUUUUUGCCAAUCCAUCCUUUAUGAGCUCCUGUACGAAAAGGUCUUUCACGUGGACCAGAGUGUGUUGGCGGCGAACAUGAGGAGUUCAAAAGUGAGAGAUGCUGCCGAGGUUGAGGAGAGCAGGAGCAGCGACGAGUCUGACCUGGAUGAUGGAGACAACUUCUGGUCCAGUGAAGUUACUGGCAGGAUAAACAAUGUGAACAGAAGAGCACCUUAUAAGGGUCGUGGGAGGGGCCAUGCCCGAGGAGGAGGGCGUGGCUAUUUGCCUACUAAGGUCCAGCACUCCUUGAACCCCACCUAUUUCAGGAAUGUGGAGUAUGAUGUGUGGUUGCGGUCAAAAAAAGCUCAGCAGAGGAGGGACUUCUGCAUGGCAGCAGGCAUGCACUACACAGCAGGAGACAAGUGCCAGGCGCGCGUGAGGAAUGACAGUCGUUACUACAGUGCCUACAUUCAGGAUGUCAGCCCUGAUGAUGGACCUGUUACGGUCUUCAUUGAGGAGCUCGGAGAGAAACACAUCAUUCCCCUUUGGAAUCUACGUACUCCUUCAGAAGAGUCCUGGUGUACGGUGACUGAUAAGGCCAAGAGACACACUGUAUCCAAUGGCAACGCACCCACAAAUGAGUGGGAAACGAAAGGCGGGAGGAAGCCAGUUCGUUCCGUGUCGAUUCCACACACUCCCCUGGCGACUGCAGGCUCCGCCCCUGGCAACCGCGUGCAGAAGCAGAAUUCUUGGCCCCCACAAGCCACUGCAGAAGCCCGUCCACUUGGAAGGAACGCCAGUGGCAGGAAGGUGGAUCAGGGCAUCGCUGUGUUGUCACACAUGGAGGAGGAGCACGCCCUGCUGGACCUUCUGCAAAAAGAUGAGAACAAUUUCCCAACCCUGGAAGCUAGUGCACAGGCUGCUUGCAGUGAGGGAGGUAAAAGGGUUGAGAAGAAAGGCUCACGGAAGAAGGCCGACGCAGAAAUGAAAGAAGCAUCUCCGAGGUCUUCUCAGAAAGCAGACAGGGGAAACCAUGGCAAGAAGAGCUGUGUGGAACAAGAUCAGAGGAUCUGCCCGCCCCUCGGUGACAAACCCAGCCCUUCACCCCCCUCCGCUGCCUCGCCUGCACCUUCUACCCCCAAGGCCAAUAAACCCACCCCUGCCAUCCCUGCAGCUGCCGCUGCCCGGUCUCGAUCCACCCCCGUUCCGUCUACAGCGGCCCCCGCAUCUAUUCAAACGACCCCCACGCAGGCUCAGACUUCCCCUCUUGUGGCUAAAACAACAACAACAACCCCUGUCCGGUCACAAAUUGCCCCUGCUACCCCUGUCACAUCUGCACCUACUACUGUUUCUCUAAACACCUCCACCCGGAGGGUGAACCCCGUGUCCACACCUCCAGCCUCCGUUACCCCUAACUCCUCUGAAACAGCAUCUCUGCCUUCAGCUCCAUCCGCCCCUGCUGUAAGGCCCACCGCUCCAGAAACUGCCCCUGUGUCUGACCUCUCUCCAUCCCUAUCUGCCCCAGUCACCACCACCACCACUUCAGUUUCUACUGCAGCAGUUCCUCACCCAGUCUCUGCACCUGCCCCUCCAACCGCUCCCGUACCGGCCCAUGUGACGGCUCAGGGUCCUGAAACUAACCUUGUUGGCUCUCAGGGUGCCCCAGGACCUGGCCCCGUCAUGGUACCUCCCACUGACCCCCCUCACGAGCCCCUUGCCGUACCUGUCUUUGAAGUGCCUGCCGGAAUGCCCACGCAUGCCCCUGACCUCCCUACUGCCUCCGGUACCCCUCCCACUACUGUUUCAGCCCCCACCCUCUCCCCUCACACAACCCCGCCUACCGUACCCUCUCACUCCAUUACCUCUACUGACCCAGCUAACCUCCCAUCUGCCCCAGCUGUUGCCCCCUUCCAUCCUGUGGGGCUCGGGGCUUUCCCUGGCAUGCAGCCUCCGUUCCCUCCCUACCCGCCACCGGUGCACCCUCCCACGUCGGGCGCCAUGCCAACCCCGCCUCCCGCCAUGUCGUCUGGGCAGACUCCACCUUUCUCCCACCCACCGGAGCCACGCCUGUACGAGGCCGCCGCCCCCUCCCUGGUCACAGGCGUGGGACCCGUGGCAGUGCCGGAGUUCCAGGCGCACUCGGCGGCCUCGCCCCUCCGGCACGCCUUCUCCCUUCUCAGCCAGGACCCCCUCUAUCCCGGCUUCCCCCAGAGCGACAAAGACGACGCCGUCCUCCCGCCCCCUUUCUCCCUCCAUCGAACUGGAAAAGACCUGCCGAAAGAUAUGAAUGUCCUCCGGUGGUUCUUUAACCUUGGGGUCAAGGCGUACACAAACCAGUUGUGGCCUCCAGUCACCUAUCUGACACCACUGACUCAAGCCUACCACAUGCAGCCCAACGCCCUGCCUUCAUGGCAUCCAGACCAGAACCCAGCCUCCCUGACACACGUGAGCCCCGCCCCUAACCACAACCUCAUGGGGCCGCCAGUCGGAGCAGGCGGUGGCCCUGUUAAUCAUUUUGAGGUAAGGGGCAUGACCCCGGGCCCUCCUCCAGUGGAAGUUGGUGGUUACAGUAGACACCCCCAUUCAGUGCCCAUGCCGAUGACCCCUCGGCCAGCUGUGCCUUGGUCCGCUGCCCAUCCUCCACAUGUCUUUCAGGGGGUGUACUCUCUUCCUCCUCCUGGUUCGGUCCCGUACUCUGAGGCUUAUGCCCCUACCUCUGUAGGGCACCAGAGACUCCCCAUUCCGCCCCCCCUGCAUCGCAGGAUUGAUAUCGCUGUGGCAACAGGUCCCUUGGUGACGGAGAGAGGUGAAGGGGACGGCCAGAGGUCGAUGACUCCGCAGACGGAGAAGCACACUUGGUCAGGCAGAAGCCAUCUGCAUCCAGGGGGUGGAGACGUCAAGCCUGCCGCCGUCCCUGUCGCCCUGCCUCCCGCGGAGCUGCAGCACGAUGCCGGAGCCUGUGCCAUUGCUCAGGCAGUCCUUAUCGGUGGAGCGACAGGCGAAGCUGCAGAGCUGACCAAAUUGGCCAACGGAAACGCAAAGGAGGACGAAGUCACUAAAAGCUUUCAGGGUGGAGCCUCCGGAGAGAUGGUCUCCACCCUCACCCUGCCUUGCUCUGCCACGGACAACUGGGAGGCGGAGGAGGCCGAGUAUGGUGACCCAGAUCUGAGGAGCGGGCGGCUGUAUUACAGUCAGUCUUACAAGUCGGGAGGGAGGCGUGGCCAUGAAGACAGAGGUGGGUUCAGAGGCGGGGGCUUCCGUGGCCGGAGCAGACAGCACAAUCAGUCCGUUUACCACAGAGCUUAUCGGGGGCGGUGGAGGGGGCGGGGCUACGUUCAGUACUCUAACACCAGGGAGGCGGGUUACAGAGGUGGGCAGUUCGCACCGUCACCUGAAACCUGAUGUGCAGUUUGUUGUUUGACAUGUUUUUAAUUCUCUUGGUGGUUUGUUUGUUUUAAGAUGGUUUUUGUUGCUGUUCUUCCUUUUUUUUUCAUCCUUUUAACUUUUUCCUCUGCUGUGUACUGAGAAACUUUAAUCCAUUCAUCCUGUAUGUUUGCAUGUGUAAUAAAUGUAAUAAAAGUUUGAACUUUUGAA